UACCGUCACACGUACGUACACUCGCGGCGGCGGCAGAGGGACCGUCCGAGUAGUCGUUGUGAUUAUUAUCUUUUCACGUCGCGUGCGCGCGCACACCAACUCACGCACACACACACGCUGACACGCGGGCGCGCGCACACGUACACGCCACGCACGCACACGCAUGCACCGACGGAGACGGUGACAGAAUCAACGGCAGCAGCAGCAGCAAGAGCGUCCAGCAACAGCAGCUCGCCGCCGGCGUUCACGUCGACUACCACCACCACCACCACUGCCGCCGCCACUCUACCACAGCCGUCGCCAUCGUCACCACCGGCACACUACCACCGUUGGCCACCAAGUACACGGUCGUAGACUCAUCACCGCAGCAGUCGCAUUCGUUUUCCGUGUGCCCACUCUCUACCGCUACACCGGUCACCGACACCCUCGGCACACGCACCGGCACCACGUGCGUAACCGCUCGAUACGAUAUCGUCGCAUCAACGCACAAUAUUUUGUUAUUAUACUAUCAUAACUGUUCAUAUUGUGUCGAAAGUGACGAAAAUGUAUAAGUAACAUUAAUUGCACAUCGACAGCAUAUAAAUCAACAAGAAACGCCGACCCGUAACGAUUUAUAGUGUUGCAAACAAUUCUAAAAUAUAUACUUUUAUAUAUUAAGUACAACGUAUAAACUUAUAAUAUUCAGAAUGAGUCCAAACGCCACAGACUCGAGUACCAUACUCAGGGAGGAGAGAAAAAUGCCCAACGGUUGUGCAAAUGGAUGGUCGAGCAUGUCGGAUUCGGCCGAGGAGCACUGUUGGAAAGGUCAAGCUUUUCUCAAAAUCAACGAAAUGGUCGCCAUGGUCAAGUACUAUGGUUUGCGGGCAUACAUAAUAUUUUGGCACGAGCUGUCGAUGAACCCUAGGGUGAGGAGCAGUCCGUUCAGCCCGCCGCCCGCCAACGAAUUGGUCUUGUCAGCUGACGAAGUAUUCUCUACGAGGCGCCGACGUUUAUUCUUCACAAGCAUCCACUUGCUGGCUCUCGCCGGUCUCUACUUCUGCGUCACGGGCCAGGUGAAGCUGUACACCGUACUGUUCGCGCUCGCGGUCGGCAUCAUGUCGUCGAUCGGCGUGACGGCCGGCUCGCACAGGCUGUGGUCGCACCACGCGUACAAGGCCAAGCUGCCGCUGCGAAUCAUCCUGGCGCUGUUCCAGACGGUGGGUGUCCAGUACAGCAUUUACAACUGGGUGCGCGACCACCGGCUGCACCACAAGUAUACGGACACGGACGCGGACCCGCACAACUCGAACCGCGGGUUCUUCUACUCGCACGUCGGCUGGGCGCUCAUGUUGCCGCACCCGGCGUUCGAGUCCAAGGUGUCGUCGGUGGACAUGACCGACAUGGAGUCGGACUGGGUGGUCAUGUGGCAGUACAAGCUGUACGCGCCGCUGGCCGCCGUCCUAUCGUACGCGCUGCCCACCUUCGUGCCAUGGUGGUUGUGGGGCGAGGACCUACUCGUCGCGCACCUGGUGGCCGCCCAGCUCCGGCAAGUGCUCACGUUGCACUCCACGUUCCUCAUCAACAGCGCCGCGCACAUGUGGGGACUCAAGCCGUACGACAAGAACAUCAAUCCCACCGAGAACAUGUUCGUCUCGGUGGCCACGUGCGGCGACGGUUGGCACAACUAUCACCACACGUUCCCUUGGGACUACAAGAACGCCGAGCUGCUCGACUACAAGCUGAACCUGUCCACGCUGUUCAUCGACGCGUUCUCGCUGAUCGGAUGGGCAUACGACCUGAAGACCGUUCCCACCGAACUGGUGAACAAGCGGGCCCUGCGCACCGGCGACGGUACGCGCAAGCAGCCGGCCACCGACUCGGCGACGGGCAACGGCGACGCCGUACCGACGGCGCCGGCGGCGUGCACGAACGUGUACGGCUGGUCCGACACCGAUAUGCCCGACGAGGACCGCCGAAUGGCUCAAAUAUACAAGAAAAGCGAUUAGUGCGGGUCGGGUGGUCGUCGUUCUGUGGUCGUCGUAUGGAUGGGGAGGGGGGCGGGAGGGUGGGAGGGUUGGAGUUUUACCAGUAUUUUUCAUUUUUCUCAAAUUUUUUUUUUCUUUUCCGUUCGUAUCAACCUUUAUUAUUGGGGGACGUGGGUUUUUUUUCUCUCUUUCUUUUAACCAUUUCUCUAGAGAUAAAUUUGAUUAGGUAUUAAAGCCGCGGUUGUAUAAUAUUUACGACUAUAAGCGCAUCUGCGAGAGUCCCGGGAACACUUUGAAACGAACGCGCGCUGCAGACAUUGCAAAUAAUCAUCACCGUUGUCAUAAUUCGUCGUCAUCGUCGUCUUGUUUUUGUAUAAUAAUAUAAUAUUAUUAUCGAUAUUUAUGUCUGGCGGGGGCGAGGUUGUUCGGCACGGAGUGUCCAGGACGGUCGCGUGCGCUUAGGUAUCGAAGAGACUGGACCUAUAUAGGAAGAUUCGCCUAAUAUUCAAGUGAUUAAUAAACGUUUGAUAAUAAUAAUAAUAAUAAUAACAUAUAACAAUAUGAUAUUAUAUAUUAUAUUAUAAUUAUUAUUCCCGUGUAAUAUACCCAUAGUCUUAGUACACCUAUAGUUAUAGAAUUUCUAAUAAAAUAUGUAUAUAAUAUAUAGGUAUACAAUAUGUAUAUGACGACGGCGUGUUUGAUAUACUGAUACAAAAAAAAAAAACGGAGUGUGAUUGAUUGACCGGUCGAUUUGCUAUUUUAACGGGCACUUCUUUUUUUCACAAACUUACAUUACACACACACGCACUACACGUACAUGUCUUGUACACAUCGUUAAUCUCUCUGGACUUGGUCUUUGAAUUUAGAAAAACCGCAACGUUUUUCUCUCGUACAAUUUUAUUUCAGUGGCUAUAAUGGAGUCGCGCAUCACGUAUAGUAUUAGAUACGUAUAAUAUGAUAUCAUAUGGCGAUUUCGUUAUCUUUAAUGUUCGCAAUAAUAUUAAUAAUAAUAUCAUGGUAUAGAUCGCACCGUAACGCGAUCGUAUAGGACGCUAACAACUACAACUGAGGCUUGUGUAUUAUUAUUUUAUCAUAUCGCGAUUGCGUCACGUAAUAAUACAAUUUAAUAUAUUAUAAUAUUAUUAUGGCUCGUGGCAGUCGAUUCUGCGACGAUAGUAUCAUUAUAAUAUUAUGUUUCUGUAUAAUAAACUUAUUAGGUACUAUGUCUUGCGCAGAACACAGACGAUUAUUCGGAAACGUCGGUCGGUGCAGGUUCGACUGCAGCAGAGACCUGCAACCACGGUUUUAGAUAUCUUGAACCGUGCCUGAAACACAGAAUAUAUAUAAUAAUCACUAUGGUAUAAUAUCUAAUCGGAAUCGACCUGGGCGGUGACGGUCGUGUAAUGUUAUCGAGAUCGAUUAAUCUAUAAUAAUAUUAUCGUCUGUAGACUGUCGUUAAUUCACUAUCAUUGGUAGGUAGGUAUAUAGGUAUCUAGGUGUACAUCGUAUCGUCACUAUACGCAUCGGGCAGGUGGUGUGCCUACCUAACUCAUGUAUAUUAUCAUGACGUGCUAUCCGUUUUCAUGGACUUAUAAAAAAGAAACUCGAGAUGCGUCCAAGUCAUUUCGUACGAACACCGCUUCCCGAGCGGCCGACUAAAAAACGGACGUUUCUCCCGUUAACGUAAACUACUAAUGCAAUAAAAACAUAAUGCGGAGUACGUUAGAGAAAAAUAAAAAAGACACGACAACGCCCGUGACACACAUACACACACACAAACACACAUUCGACGUAGUAUGAUAUUCCAAUAUUUAGCCAAUUUUAGUGUUUAAGAACCUUAAAGUUAGUUUGUAAUAUUAUUUCUCUACGUCUGUCUUCUGUCAACCGUCGAGAUUUCUUUCGCUCGAUAAUAUUAUUUAUGAUAAUAUAUAAUUUCAAAAGAAAAUAUAAAAAAAACAUGUAGAUGUCGGUUAAUAUUACAAUUAUUAUUAUUAUUAGUAUUAUUAUUAUUAUAUUAUUAUGAUUAUGUCUGUCAAAAACUUUUACUGGCUGUGCUCAAUAGUAAACCUACUUACCGAGUAAAAAUUAUUUGUAAUUUAUGAUUAGUAAUUUUAUUUUAUUUUAUAUUUUACAUUAUUAGGUGACAUACUUUGGUUGUUAUCUUGAGUAGCAAAAUACUAAUUAUUUUUGUUACUGUAUAAAAAUAAUGCGUAACUAUAUUAUAUUUUAUUCUGAAAAUAAUAUUAAAAUGUAUAAUUAUUAUAACUUUUUUGUUUUCUGGCGUCCUUAAUAAAAUGCAACACCGUCAAUUUAAACGUUGAGUCUCCUUGCAAUUAAUUUCUGAUCUUGUUGUUUGACAUUUGAUUGAUAUACUAUUGAUAUAAAAUAGACGUAUCUAUACAUUUUGAAAUAGUCAUCAAAAUUAUUUAUACAUUUUUUCACAGUUACAUUACAUUAUUUCUUUAAUCAUUUAGCCACUAUCGUAACACGCCUUUUAUACAAUUUAUACACAAAUACGUGUCACAUGAAAAUAUAGACUAAUACCUUACCUAUUAAUCUAAAUAUCGCGAUAAAAUUAAUUCUUAUCAAUCGAUGGCACGAAAUGGUUUUAUUAUUAACAGUAACGUUUAAUAAUUUAAAUUUUUAAAUUUCUACAAAAUCAUUUAUUUUCAAUCUAUAUUAAAAAAAAACUAUUUAUAAGAUAUCUUGAAUUGUUAGAUCACAUAAAACAAUUACUAAAUUGUAUUUUUUUAUGAACUAUCAAAAUAAUUAAUUAUAAUUGAAAUUUGUACCUUAUAACUUAAUAUAUUAUUACAUGUAACAAAACCUCUAAAUUAUAAUUAUAGCGAUUUGGAAUAAUUAAAACUAUUCGAUACACAUGUUUAACUAUAGUACCUAUUUUAUGUUUAUUUACAAAUAAUAUAAUAUACUUACUAUUAAACAAAUUGAGCUGUACAAUAAUUUGUUUUCGACUUAAUAUUACGACUAGUUUAAGUUAAUGUUAAAUGCAAUUGUUUAUUUUUAUUCACACGAUCGAUGUAUUAUAUAGAAAAAAAUCACUGUUGGUCUAAUCCGAACCGAUUAAAAGGGUAGUAUUAAAUAUACAAGGCUUUGCACCUACAUUAUUCGUAUUUUUCAAGUUCAGUAUAAAAUAAUUUGACCGUCAAAACCGUCAUUUUCGGGUUCGUUCAGCCAGAAAAAAAUAUAAUAUCUAAAUGCUCGAGUAUGAUAUGGCAAUAUGCAAUUACUAUGAUGUACGAAAAACAUCUCGAGGUAAUAUAUAUAAUAUUACUUCGUAUAUUAUCUUAACUGUUAAGACUUAACAUCAUGGUUUUUUUUUGUUUGUCGACGAUUCGGGUGCAAAGCGUUGGUCAUAUUGUUUAGCCUUAUUAAUUAUCAUGUUAUUUUUAGAAAUAAAUUAACGAAUAUCCUAGGGUAAAAGUUAUUACUGAUUAAAAUUAAAAUGUAUUUUAGAUUACGUUUAAGAUUAUAAUAAUAAUAAUAUACGAUAUAUAUAUAUAUAUAUAUAUGUCAUAUACUCUAAAGACAUGUACGAUUUAAGAUUUAUAUAGUUUGGGCAACAGGACCAAGUGGAUUGUAGAUAAAUGUUUAUCAAAAAAAUCAAGAAAUAUAUAUUAUAUAGACUACAUAUUUUA
This is a messenger RNA of Metopolophium dirhodum (rose-grain aphid), 5620 nucleotides long. Its product is annotated as (11Z)-hexadec-11-enoyl-CoA conjugase-like. Gene Ontology annotation, biological process: unsaturated fatty acid biosynthetic process. Lineage: Eukaryota; Metazoa; Arthropoda; Insecta; Hemiptera; Aphididae. The transcript is spliced from 6 exons. Gene Ontology annotation, molecular function: iron ion binding; stearoyl-CoA 9-desaturase activity. Gene Ontology annotation, cellular component: endoplasmic reticulum membrane. The coding region runs from base 687 to 1985 and encodes 432 amino acids. The record is from RefSeq and is a predicted model, not a curated record.